ACGUACACGCUUUCUCGUACACGUACACACUAACUCGGUUAUUUUCUGAAGCUGUAUUUGGUGACGGUCCCAGGUACAUUUAAGGUAUCUUGAACACCUUAAGGUCGAAGGUACAGAGAAAGAUGAAGCUUUUCGUCAAAGUCUUCGUGGUCAUCGUCAUUAUUGCAGUGGCUGUUUCGGCAGGAAAGAAGAGGAAGAAGUUUAAGAAGAAUAGGUGCAGGGGCUGUUGUGACAACGACGGGUGCCCUAAUGGUCAGCCACUGGUCAACUGCGUGGUUGACCCCUGUACGGUGACCACCUGUCCUGGCACCCCGGAUGCUGAAUGUGUGGCCAACUACUGUGGCGGCUGCCAUGCCGACUUCUUCAACAGCGACGGCGAACUGGCUUGUUGUGGAGCCCAUGGACAACCAUGUGACACAGGCCUACCAAUCGCAAGAGAGGACGACUGCACCUGCCAGAGGGGCUUACUGUGUUUCCCCGGCAACGUACGUUACGUCGCUAAGGGGACAUGUCUGACCCAGCAGGAGGUGGAUGAUCUGGGAGGCAUCCCUCCAAUUCGUGGUUGAAAAUUACGAUGGGUAACGCUAGUUCACCUUUAUCCGAGGGGUAACCAAUAUCCGUUCUUCUUAAAAUUGGUUUCUACGGAUAUCAAGCCCGAACAGACGGUGACAUUUAAAGAAAACAUUGCAGAUAUUUCGAAAAUAGUCCAACUAGAUAUCCCUCAAUACCCUGUUUUUACAAACAACGGAUAUAAGGUACCCCGCGAAUAAAGGUGAAGGGGUCGUUAGUUAAUGGAUGCCGCUAAUGGACCGUUCCUAGUGUAUUGAUAUCCCAGCUGAUUCCAUUACACUUAGAAGCAAAGCUAGCUAUAGGCUCUAAUUUUCAGCACAAAAAUUGAACUUUCCCAAACUUGUAAUUUUCGUCUUUGUCAUUCAGUCUUGAGCAAUCUACUGAGAGAAAGGAGUAGAAACAGACGGAAACAAUAUUCUGGCUCCCGGGAUUCGAAUCCGGGCCACCAGAUCGCAAUCCGAGACACUGAAUCGUUACGCCAAAAGGCAUCAAACCUUUUAGCAAGGUCAGUUAAGCAGUCCUUGAACCCCACUGUUACGCUACGUUUAGUCGGAAAAAUUCUUAUUCCAUAACAAGUUUAUUAAUAACGUCAGACGUUCAGUAAUUUUAGUCUGAUUUAGAAAAAAUGACAUAAAAAGAGUUUUUCGUCUUCAGUCAGACAUGGUCAACAUGACGAAAAGGUACUAAAAGGGAAAUAUGUUGCGUUGAAGCAUGAUGAUUGUGCUGGUAGAAAUGACACUAGCAAGGUAACCAUGUACAUGUAUAAGGUUGCCGAAUGCAAUCUUCUUUUAAAUCAAAUCAUUUACAAACCUGAUGAAACUAUUGAUGGUUGAAGCGAAUCUAUUAGUUUCUUCUUGAUAGUAUUUUAGAAAAACACUUAACCCU
Branchiostoma floridae (Florida lancelet) is the source of this 1455-nucleotide messenger RNA. RefSeq lists its product as uncharacterized. The transcript has 4 exons. The record is from RefSeq and is a predicted model, not a curated record. Lineage: Eukaryota; Metazoa; Chordata; Leptocardii; Amphioxiformes; Branchiostomatidae. Bases 123 to 566 code for a protein of 147 amino acids.